This is a messenger RNA of Chenopodium quinoa (quinoa), 2966 nucleotides long. RefSeq names its product protein POLLEN DEFECTIVE IN GUIDANCE 1-like. NCBI's taxonomy places the organism in Eukaryota, Viridiplantae, Streptophyta, Magnoliopsida, Caryophyllales, Amaranthaceae. Gene Ontology annotation, cellular component: endoplasmic reticulum membrane. The record is from RefSeq and is a predicted model, not a curated record. The transcript is spliced from 11 exons. Bases 350 to 2095 code for a protein of 581 amino acids. Gene Ontology annotation, biological process: maintenance of protein localization in endoplasmic reticulum.
AAACACCCCCGUAACAUUUCCCAAUUAACAAAUAACAGUUAUAAAAAUUGCCUUGAAUUGAGAUUUGAGAAUUGAGAUUGGCGCAUCCGACCAAUUCUCGGCGGGGACUAGUGCACUACUCCGUAGUAAACUAAUAAUCCCACCUGAGCAGUGAGCACCCACACUACUACUCAUUCUCUCGCGCCCAAACAGCGCACCACUCUCCUGGAAGGUGGAAGCGCACCACCGAAGCAACGAUUACUCGACACUUUUCUCUCGUUGAUCUUCUUGCACUUUUCGAGACAAUUUCUGUUCAAGAAUUCGAUGAUUUGAAUCACACAAUUGAGUGAUUCAUCAGCCAAUUUCUUCAAUGGCAUUGAAAUCCAAAGGAAAACAGCUUUCUUUUGAGAUCCUUUCUUCCAAUUUUCCAGAUGAUACCAUUGUCGAUCGUUCAAACUCCGAUCCUUUGCCUCAAAACAACAAGUCCAAUCGCCGAAGACGAAAGCAAAGGCGGAAGAAAUCCACCCCUAAUUCACCCUCACCAUUUGAAUUCAACACCAUCUUUGAAAAUGGCGGUGAUGGUGGUGUUGCCGUAUUGGAGGAGGAGCCGUCGAUGACUUCACACAGCUAUUCGGCGCCGAGUUUCGUGGUUUGUGAGAUGAGAGAGGAGAGUUUGAGUACGGUUUGCCAGGUUUCGCAGGGGGAAUUACGCCAGAGGAAUGUCAGUAGUGGCGGAAGUGGUGGCGGAGAUUUGAUUCCGGUUGUAGAGGUACCGGAACCCGAGGCGAAUUCAAAUUCUAAUUCGAGAUCGAAUCUUGUUAAUGGGAAGUUGGAUACUGCGGAGUCUUUGGAUUGGAGCCGAUUUAUGGCAGAGGAAGAUCCUAAUUAUCCUUUUCCUGUGGAGAAUUCACCAAUAAAAUUCUUCAUGGAAGAAAUGCACAAUGGAAAUUCUAUUAGAAGCACAACGACACGAGGAACUGAGAAAGAAAGAGAGAGAGUUUAUGACACUAUCUUCCGCUUGCCAUGGAGGUGUGAACUGCUUAUUGACGUGAGCUUCUUCGUCUGUUUGAAUUCGUUUUUGUCGUUGCUGACUAUCAUACCUAUGAGAGCUCUGGUAACCCUAUGGAGGCUACUUAGUAAAAGGCAGCCCAAAACACCUUCUGCCGCAGAGCUGUCAGAUUUUGGUUGUCUCUUUGUUCUAGCUGUUGGAGUUACGCUUUUGGGGCGGACAGAUAUAAGCCUCAUAUACCAUAUGAUUCGUGGUCAAGGAAUUAUCAAGCUUUAUGUUGUCUAUAAUGUUUUAGAGAUAUUUGAUAAACUUUGGCAAAGUUUUGGAGGUGAUGUGUUUCAGACAUUAUUCAAUACUGCUGAGGGGUUUGCAUGUUCUUCACCAGAGUUAUCAAGAUAUUGGCUGGAAAGAUAUACCAUUGAUUUAUUGUUGGCUGCAGCUGCUUCAAUUGUUCAUUCUUUUAUAUUAUUAGCUCAGGCAAUAACCUUGUCAACCUGUAUAGUGGCUCAUAAUAAUGCUUUACUUGCUCUGCUAGUCUCAAAUAAUUUUGCGGAGAUUAAAAGCAAUGUGUUCAAGAGAUUCAGUAAAGAUAAUGUUCAUAGCAUUGUAUACUCUGAUUCAAUCGAGAGGUUCCAUAUCACAGCAUUUGUCAUAUUUGUUUUGGCACAAAAUAUUCAGGAAGCUGAGGGUCCAUGGUUCGGAAAUUUCCUUUCUAAUGCUCUCUUGGUUUAUUUCUCCGAAAUGGCAAUUGAUGUCAUUAAGCAUUCAUUUAUUGCCAAAUUUAAUGACAUAAAACCCAUUGUGUACUCUGAGUUUCUUGAAGACCUCUGCAAACAGACUCUGAACAUUCAGACUGAUGCUGAAAAAAAGACGCUCACUUUCGUUCCUGUGGCCCCAGCUUGUGUGGUCAUCAGGGUGCUCACCCCUGUAUAUGCUGCUCGUCUUCCCUGCAGUCCUCUGGUUUGGAGACUUUUCUGGAUUUUAUGUUUGACAAUGUUGACCUAUGUGAUGCUUGUGAGCCUGAAGGUGAUGAUAGGGAUGGGGCUUCAAAAGCAUGCAGCUUGGUACAUCAAAAGGUGCCAGAAGAGGAAAGUUCACUCUGACUAAAUGACAUUGUUAUGAGAUAGGACUGAUUGCUGAUGAUCGGAAGUGGAGGGUCACCAAGGUAAAUGUCUUACCUUUUGGGUAUGGGGAUCAACACAAGUCGAAAGGCCGAAUCUUGCUGAAUGGGUUAUACUCUGAUUUAGAUAUUGUGUGAACCAUGAUGAACAAAUGCUUGAGUUGAUGGUAUUGCCUUAAAAAUCUUCAUAGUUCCAGCCACUGCAAUCGUCUCGAACAGAAAUGUGUAUAUAGUGGCAAGCGGACACAAAUUGAUCAUUCAUUGCUACUCUUGUUUAGUGUGAAGGAGAGGAAUCCACAAGGCCAAAUGGUUGAACACGGUGAUAGGGCAAAAGGUUGUACUUUGUUCUUCGGAGGAUGCACAACUGUAAACCAGUUUGGGGGUUCUUUACAUGAAAUUGAGAUUUUCAGCGUGUAUGGAAUGGGAGAGAAAAUGGGGGGUUCAAUGUUUGGUUAGCAAGAGAUCGAUGCCUUUAACGUUGUUUAUAUAUAAUGUAGAUGAGCAUGUUGAUUGAUUUUCAGUUAGCACAAGUCAUACAUGCAUUAAUCUCACUGAAAGGUUUCUGGAAACACCUAGUUGGCUUCAAAAUAUUCAACAUAUCGAGGCAUUUCUAGCAGCUAACUGAUAGCCAUUUUUUUUUGACGGGAACUGAUAGGUAUUUGAUAAGUGCCUAACGUGACAUUUUCGUAAACAAAAACUUUUGUAUAUAUCCGGUUUACACUAAUAUUAGUGUACAUCGAGCAGUAUAGAGGUAACUUUAAGUCAAUUUAGGAUAACUUUUUGCCUUUUUUUGGGUAACUUUAAACAUAAUAUGAUUUUUUUUACAAAUCGAAAAAGAAAAGUUUUAUAAGGGUGAUA